CCGUGUCCCGUAAGGUUCAGCGUGUAUCUGUCGAGAAGUUACCGGCGGAGGGAGUUUAAAACACUUUUGUCUGAAUCCGCGGAAGAAGAGGAACAAAAAGAAGAAGUAGCUUUGACAGCGUUUUUACCCGCUCAAGUGGUACAUCUUUCCGACAGAGCCAGUGAAAGAGAUAUUUCAAAAGUUUCUGCAAGCAAAAGAGACCACGUUUUAAGUCAACGCAGCAGUAUGAUUCUUACGAAAAAACAUUGCCUUCUGUGAUGCCAAAUGAUGGUAUCAAGACGUCAUGAUCUUCUUUUGUUGUGUGGGAGUUCCUUAUCACUUUCACACUGAGCAGGGAUAUUUCAUUGCAGAGAGCUAAACAUGAACAUAAGCAUGGUUUUAAACGAAUCAUGUAACAAUACCACCUGCAAUGACACUCGCAUUGUGAAUGAGGAUGGCAAGCCAGUUACCAGCAUCAUCAUGUUUCUGGCUGCCGUGGUGGGGAACCUCCUGGCUCUCUUCAUCCUGGGGGUGCACCAGAAAGAGCAUCGCUCCAGGUCCUCUGUCUUCUGCAUCCUGGUGACGGGCUUGGCCCUCACUGACCUGCUGGGCACCUGCCUCCUCAGCCCACCUGUGUUCAUCUGCUACGCCAGCAACAAGUCCCUGAUCACUCUGGGGGGUGCGGGCCUUUGCAACCUCUUUGGCUUUGCCAUGAGUUUCUUCGGCCUGGCUCCCACGCUCAUCCUGUGCACCAUGGCCGUGGAGCGCUGCCUGGCCAUCAGCCACCCUUACUUUUACUCUGUACACAUCCGCCACAGCUUUGCCAAAUUCACUCUUUUCUUUAUCUACCUCUUUUCUUUGGCCUUUUGCCUCCUGCCAUACAGCGGCUAUGGAAAAUUCAGACAGUACUGUCCCGGGACGUGGUGCUUCAUCGACAUGGACGCCACUGGGGAUGAAAAGUCCAGCUUGGUGCUUGCCUUCUCUCUGUCCUACUCUUCUCUCAUGGCCCUGCUGAUUUGUGCAGUGUUUGUGUGCAACGGCUCAGUGAUUGUCAGCCUGUGCCAGAUGCACCGGAGCCAGAUGAUGCGGCGUGGCUCGGUCGGGUCGGCGGGGAGGAGGAGGAGGAUGAGCCUGGCAUGGUUUGUACAGGGGGAAGAAGAGGUGGACCAUCUGGUGCUGCUGGCACUUAUCACCGUCAUCUUCGUGAUCUGCUCCCUGCCACUCACUAUUGCAGGCUUCAUCAACGCCAUUCACCCAUUUUGUGGCGACACAGAGAACCUGACAGCCUUCCGCUUCUACGCCCUGAACCCCAUCGUGGAUCCCUGGGUCUUCAUCAUCUGCCGCAAGUCUGUGUUUCGCCACCUUGGCUCUCUUCUGAGCUGCCGCUUCAGCAAAAGAGCCGUGAAGACGACGGCAAACUGCGCUCUUUCUUUACCACUUGACAAUCACAUACAGCGCAACCCCCCAGAUGUGACAGAUCCACAGACAAACAUGUACUCCGGUUUACCUCUGUGACCCCACAGAUGACCUCUCAACUGGAGGCAAGAGGCUUUUUUACGUCUCGUAAAACAUGUUGAAAUGAAACAUUUGCAAACAGGAUUCCUGCCCUCACCAUUUAAAGGCACACAACAUUGACAAAUCUUUGUCCAUGAACUAACUUUGGAAAAACAAUUGCACUAAGUCUUAAAGUUCCAUUGACUCAUGGAAACUGUUUCAAAGUGUCAUGGAGAGAUGUCCCAUUAACAAGCAGCACUGUAACAUAGCACUAAGGACCACAUUAAACCGUGACAUGCCUAUAAAUAUUUACUAUAAACUCAGAAUAUAGGUCAUCACUUAAUUGCUAUAUCGGUAAACAAUAUGCAUGAAUGUACACUGUCUUCUUUUUCUCUCAGCCUUUUCUUUACGACACAGCCGGGUAACUCUACUAAUGGACAUCUACAGCAUCUAUGACAUGAGAAGCAAGUCACACUCAACAUGUGAAUCCAUUUCAGAAAAAGUUGUCAUUUGGUUUCCCUGACAAGGUGCAGUGUAAAUAUUAUUAUAAUGAAUGGAGAGUAGUUAAUCAUGUCACAAGCCUAAAAGUCUACAGCCAUGUCAGCAGUCAUUUUAUGGCUUCACUUUUGCAGAGCUGUGCUUUGAGCUAAAUGCUAACGUCAGCAUGCUGAUGCUAUGUUUACCCUUUCAGUUUGUCAUGUUUCCUUGUUAACAUUUGCUAAUUAGCACUGAACACAAUGUACAGUACAGCUGAGGUUUAGGAAUAUCAUAACUUCUUUAGUGUUUUGUCAUAAAGUGAAAAGUUAAGGAGUUGGCACCAGUGCGUGAGCAUCAGGGUGUCAUUCAGCAAAAGGUCAAGGAAUCACCACAAGUCCUCAGGCUUCAUCUUUUCAGGAUCUUAAAUGUGAAUGAUUUUAUGGGAAUCAAGUUGCAAUUCUUCUGUGGUGAACCCACAGACUUACACUGCCAUCUCUUGAGUGAUACCGGGAGAAAAAAAGUUGUUUUCUAGACAAAUGUUGUAUUUACAUUGUACUGUUCCAUGGGCACAGGCUGAUGGUACUUUUAAACAAAUGAAUGUGAUAUAUAUAAUUGGAAUGGAUAUGAAUCGUGUCUUUUUGAUUGUUGUUAUUUAAAAAGUACAGUUAUAAAAUAAUAGCAAAGCACUCCUGAAUUGCAAUAGAUUAGGAGCAAAACUAAAUAAUCUGUUUAAAUUCAAACUAAAUUCUCUGCCUUUUUGAAAGUUUAGAUCUAAUGUUUGAUAAAGAAAUAAAACUAGACCACAUUUUUGAUUUCUCGAAACUACACCAUAGAGUGCUGAUGUAACCUGGUAUCAAAGCAUUACUAGUUCAUUUUAUUAAGACAAUAAUGAUAAAAAGGACACUUUAGUUGCCCUAAUAAUUCCUAUUCCUGCCUUAUCAUUUUAUUGCAAACACAUCUACUUCCUCCCCUUCUCUUUUGUGUCUCACUGAUUUCUAAGCUACCUAUGAAUGUUAAACUCUGCUGCUGCUUAACGCACUGUGAGAAUGUGUUUUGUGUUGUGACUUUAAUGCUGUACUGUAACUGCAUUUAAAUGUAUUUAUGCCUUAAUGUUGUGUUUUCUUACAAUUGUGCCGGUUUGGUGGAGUGCAAAGCUACUGGGAUACCAGACAUGAGGUAUUUUUGUAUUUUCUGGCUGUGUUGCACAUAUCAUGUUUGCUUAGUCAUUUGAAACUUAGUCAUGCAUGACCUGAGGAAAGAAAGACACGUUACCACUUGAGUUGUACAUUAAUUCGUAUUUAAAUGAAAUUAUAAAUGUAAGAAAAAUAUUCAAAUAGUGUUUGCUAUACGUCUCACACUUUGUUUGUGUGGAGUAAUAUAUUGAUAUAAGGAUAAACGGUCUCACAACUUAUGUCUGUGUAUGUUCCCAAAGAGAAAUGUUUAUGCUGAUUUUGUGAUGUCCAACAGUCUCUGCUCUGUAUCUCAGCCCAUGUGUAGUUCUUGACUGUCAUAAGACCUGAGCAUGUUUGCUGCCCAAAUAAACAGAAGAUGAUUGUGUUUGAGUUUGGACCAUCAU
Messenger RNA from Notothenia coriiceps (black rockcod), 3526 nucleotides. RefSeq names its product prostaglandin I2 receptor (gene ptgir). The record is from RefSeq and is a predicted model, not a curated record. Gene Ontology annotation, molecular function: thromboxane receptor activity; prostacyclin receptor activity. Gene Ontology annotation, biological process: inflammatory response; negative regulation of smooth muscle cell proliferation; positive regulation of cytosolic calcium ion concentration. Gene Ontology annotation, cellular component: plasma membrane. The coding region runs from base 361 to 1494 and encodes 377 amino acids. The transcript has 3 exons. NCBI's taxonomy places the organism in Eukaryota, Metazoa, Chordata, Actinopteri, Perciformes, Nototheniidae.